AUGUUCAAAUUAUUUGGUCUUUUACUUGUUGGUGUAAGUGCCGUCCUUGCAAUUGAAUAUCCUUUGUUGCAUCAAUCAGCUCUAAUUAAGAAGACAGUUGAAAUUGAAGCUCCUGCCCAUUAUGACUUCUCAUAUUCGGUACAUGACGAACACACCGGUGAUGUGAAGAGCCAGACAGAAUCUCGCAAGGGAGACGUUGUACAUGGCCAGUACACUUUGAUUGAUGCUGAUGGCUACUUGCGUACCGUCGACUAUACCUCGGAUGCCCACAAUGGUUUCAAUGCUGUUGUGCGUCGUGAUCCUUUGGGCCACAAAGUGAAAGCUAUUGCCCCCAUUGCCAAGGUAUUAGUGGGAGCACCUAAAUUAUUGGCUGCACCCAAAUUUGCCCUACCUUUGGCAUACCACUAAACACCUGAAAACUAAGCAUCCUAUAAAUAAAUGACGACUUUUAAAACAUUCAUACUCGUACAUCGAAUCAAUCAACCAACCAACCAAUCAACCAACCAUUGCGCCCACGUAAAUAUCACAUUUAUACAAUAAGAACUGCUUGCUUACCAUUAUAAUUUUUUGUUUCUUAAUUAAAUUAAUUUAAAUUGUAUAGAAAAAACAAAAAUUAAAACGAAAAAUGUAACAAUA
This is a messenger RNA of Calliphora vicina (urban bluebottle blowfly), 636 nucleotides long. RefSeq names its product Cuticular protein 30F (gene Cpr30F). Gene Ontology annotation, cellular component: extracellular matrix. The record is from RefSeq and is a predicted model, not a curated record. The coding region runs from base 1 to 408 and encodes 135 amino acids. The transcript is spliced from 2 exons. Lineage: Eukaryota; Metazoa; Arthropoda; Insecta; Diptera; Calliphoridae.